Molecule: messenger RNA, 456 nt
Organism: Penaeus vannamei (Pacific white shrimp)
Lineage: Eukaryota; Metazoa; Arthropoda; Malacostraca; Decapoda; Penaeidae
Product: cuticle protein 8-like
Cellular component (GO): extracellular matrix
Source: RefSeq, a predicted model, not a curated record
GCCACCGCCAGCAUCAUCUGCUCCUCCUCUAAGUUCCUCCGACAAGAUGAUCUACCAAGUCUUCGUUGCAGUGGCGAUCCUAGCUGUCGCACAGGCCUUCCCUGAUAAUUACGGCCCUGUCUAUGCCUCUGUUCCCAUCCCCUACAAUUUCAACUACGCUGUGAACGACGCUUACAGAGGAACUAAUUUCGGUCAGAACGAGAAGUCCGACGGCAGCAACGUGUGGGGAUCCUACACCGUCGCCCUUCCCGACGGCCGCAAGCAGACUGUCGACUACACAGCUGACCACGGUAGAGGAUUCGUGGCCAAGGUCAGCUACUCCGGCAAGGCUCAGCAUCCUCAAGUCUACGGUCCUGCCAUCACCUUCCCGCAAAAUGGCGGUGGAUACCACUAAAUGCGGCUCCUUAUAUAAUCACGUUUAGAUUUUUCGUAAAAAAAAAAAACAUUUUUAUGUAA